AUGCGUUCUACCGCCUUCGCUUUGGCCGCCGUCGCUGGCCUGGCUGCUGCUGCCCCCAAGCCCCAGGACCUCGACUUCUCUCUUCUGGACGCCGCUCCUGAGGUCGCCACUGGCCCUACCGGUGUCGUCGUUGUUGACGAGGCUUCUAUUGCCAGCACCGUCGCUGUCAGCACUGUUGCUACUGCUAGCUCUACUGCCACCAGCGCUGCUAAGCGUGACCUCGAGAAGCGUACUUUCGGUCUCUUUAACCCUUUCUACUUCUACAAGGGUCUCGAGUGUGAGAUCUUCCACAACUGCGGUAGCCAGGGCGGCUACAAGCAGGGCAGCUCUCAGCAGGGCUGGGGCUGUGGUAAGCCUACCCAGACCAAGGCUACCUGGUCCCUGAUCACCACCCAGGCUCCUCCUACUAGCCUCCCCGCCUACAGCUACUCAACAACCGCUCCCCAGAGCUCCACCACUGUUGACGCUGUCACUGGCUCCUCAUCUGCUGCUGUUUCGACCUCCAGCUCGGUUGCUGUCACCACCACUCAGGUUCCCAGCACUACCAACGAUGCUAGCGCCCCCUGCCCUACCACACCCGAGGAGGGCACUUUCUGUGGCUUUAUAAACCCCGAGGACGCCUGUUACGGUCCUCAGGUCCAGCCCGACACUGUUGACGCUUUCAUGUCUUACUCUGCUUUCCACUCCAUGGCAUCUGCUGCCCCUACUGUUGUCCCCAGCUCGGACAAGACUCAGUACACUCAGGUCUUCAAGGACCUUGACGCUGCCGUCUCUGCCAACUCCUACAUUGGUCUCUACACCUUGACCUCUUACAACCCUCAGGACUGCGCCGCCAAGUGCGACGACACCGACCUCUGCACUUCGUUCAACAUCUACAUUGAGCGUGAUCCCAGCCUUGCACCUGCCAACAACGACAACACCACCUACACUCCCUGGGAGACCUACUGCCCUAACCCCUCGUCCAUCACCAACUACAAGUGCACUCUGUGGGGAUCUACUCUCUCUGCCGAUGUUGCCACCAACAAGGGUGACUACCGUGAGCAGUUCCAGACCGUCAUCACUGGUUCCAACGCAUACGACAAGACCAACGUCACUACUCCUACAUGCGCUGUUCCUGAUGUUCCUGCCACCACUUCCUCCGCUGUCUCUACUGCCGAUGCUGUCUCGCCCACCAAGCCCGCUGGACCUCCCGCACCUCCCGGUGGCCCCAAGCCUGCUGGCCCUCCUGCCCCUCCCGCCGGUGGACCUGGUCCUAAGCCCGCUGGACCUCCCGCUCCUCCCGCCAAGAAGCCCACCUUGAAGCCCGGUCAGAACUGCGGUCCCAAGGCCAUCUCCGCCCCCAAGUACCACAUGGGCAGCAAGUUCAUCCCCGGUCCCUUCAACGCCCAGGUCUGCGCCAACUACGCCAUUGAGCAGAACAACUUCAACCGCAACGCCGCCGUCAAGGCCGGCAAGCGCAGCUUCACCCCUUGCGCCAUGUUCAACUCUUACUUCUUGCACAAGGACAACAAGCCCUACGGUACUUACUGCUCGCUGUACGGUGCUGCUCUUGACCACAAGAAGUACGCCACUUUCGGUGGCAGUGGUUCUUACAAGACCCACCAGUCUUGGACUUUCGAGUUCGAGUACGAUGUUAACUACUCCAAGUGUUAA
Molecule: messenger RNA, 1653 nt
Organism: Aureobasidium uvarum
Lineage: Eukaryota; Fungi; Ascomycota; Dothideomycetes; Dothideales; Saccotheciaceae
Source: the annotation of a GenBank genome assembly